CACUUGCUACCAAGCCCAGUUAGGCAGCGCAGGGUCUACAGUGCAGGUCUCAACCCCCCCCCCCCCACACACACACACACACACACACUCAGCCCCAUUUCGAGGCCAACUGGACACUUUGAAUUUUGUCAAGCUGUGAUCCAGACCUCGUCCACCAAUCCGACGGCCCCGCUCAAGAUGCGUAAAACCGACCGUUUUGUCAUCAAAAGGGCAACGACGGGCAAAGUGGGGGUAAAACCGAUAAAGUAUCAAGGAUCAAGUAUUUCCUAAAAAAAAAAAAAAGCCAAAAUGGGAAAACAAGAUCUUGCUGCUGAUUCCUUGUAAAGAGGACCUCGAUCGUGCACUGACCCAGACCCGGACUUGGAGGGCACACUGGGGCCUCUCCCCCGUGUGAAUGGCGCAGUAUUUCCCAAAUUUGUCUUCCCUUCUGUCGGUUAAGCGCGUCAAGCAAUCAAAUCAACGAAUCUUUCAGUUUUCAAGCGUGGUCGCUUCCUUUUCCUUCUUUUGCUUUUUCCGUUCCGAUUUUUCAUCCUUGAUUUAUUUGGCUUUUGCGUAUCUUCUGAUCUCUCCUCUUCUCUUCUGCUUUUGUUUUUCAUCUUUUGAGUGGCUCCAUUUAUUCAGCUUUUCUUUUCAUGUGCGUUCUGAUUUUUAUUUUGGGUUUCUUCUGCUCUUAUCUGUUUGCCUUUUCCUCGUCUUUUUCAUGUAUUUUGCUUUUCCAAUCGUUUAUUUUUUUUCCUGUUGUCCUUUUUUUUUCUUUUCUUCACUCUUCCGUGUUUUCAUUUUUCCUCCCCCUUUCUUUUCCGCACGAGUUGAUUUCUACUUUUCUUUGUUUUUGACCCUUUGUGUGUGUUUUGGCCAGUAUGCAAAUGAGCCGGUGACGUCGGGCGGCCCGAGCGUCACGUGAUGUGGUCACGUGGCCCCGACGCGGCGCUCGCGAGCGUCCUUGGGUGUAGAGGUGACGUCAGCGCCGCUGUUUGCUCGUCACCUUGGCGACGAGCUGAGGCGGCCGCCUGAGUCGCCCGCCCGCCCGCCCGCCCGCGACCCGCAGCCCGGGAGGGUACCAGGGAACGCGGACCUGGACCAGUUUCAUUCAGUUCAAGGUCAGCAAACGAGCAGACGACGGCUCCGAAGAGCGUCGCGGGAUCCGCCAUGCUUCCGGCGCGCCGUGCCGCGCUCUUGCGGCAGAAGCGGGACGAGGCGCUGGAGCGAGCCGCGGACUGCGCCGCCGAGCGGCGAGCGGUGGGCGUCGUCAACUCGUGGCUUCGCGCCACCGGCGAUCGCCACGCGUGUCGCACCGUGAGGCGGGACACGGACGACGUCCUGAUGCAGCAAGGCUUCUCUGUCCAGGAGCGACGUGAAAGGCUCCGGGACCUUCUGGACGACGAGGAGCGGCAGCUGGUCUCGGCGGCUCGCCGCGAGCGCGAGACGGCCGCGCAAAUGCAGGCGCAGAUGCGCCAGCGGGCCAAAAGUCUGCAGGACGCCAGGGAGACGCAGCGGCGCCAAAUGGUGGCGCAAAAGUUGGACCAGCAGUUCAGGGAGCAGUGCCAGGAGCUCCGGGAAGCGCAGAGCAAGCGGCGACUUUUGCAGGUUUGCGAGGAGCGAGGCGCGCAGCUGCGGAGCCAGCAGGAGGGCGCCCGCCGUCAACGGCGCGAGGACGACGCCUUCCACCGGCUGUGGCAAGCCGACGCCCGCGCCAAGGAGGACCGCGAGAGGCGCGAGGCGGCUGACGCCCGGCGCUGCGGCCAGAUGCAAAUGGACUUUCUGUGCCGGCAGAUGGCCGACGCCGAAAGCCAGCGGCAGCGCGAGCGGCGGAGGCGGCAGGAGGAAGCGCGCCGGCAGGAGCAGGAAAUGCAGGAUCUGCAGCAGCAGGCGCAGCGCCAGCGUCGCUUGGAGCAGGAAGCCCAGGUCGCUCGGCGCCGCUCGCUGGACGACAGUUUGCGUCUGAAGAUGGAGCGCGUGGCGAAGGAGCAGCAGGACGAGCUCCAGAUGGACCUCAGGAUCCUGCAGCAGAUGCUCCAGGACGAGAGUCAAGCCCAGCAGGAGACCGCAGACAAGAGGGCCGACCGGAGGGACGAGCAGCUGCGCUUUCGUCAGUAUUUGGCCGAGCAGAUGAUGAAGCGCAAGAAGGACGAGGAGCGGAUGGAGCAAAUGAUGGCGGAAAAGAUGAAGGAGACGUGGGACAGACGCGAACGCCAGAACCUCCUGCAGCAGGACGCCAGGAAGCGACUGAUGAACGAGGUCACGGAGUCGCGACGACUGCAGACUGCGCAGAAACAGCAACGUGACUUUCAGAGGCGGGCCGACGUCGCCAGAGAGCGGGCGGAGCAGGACGCCGCCGUGCGGGACAUGAAACGGGCCGACCGGGAGCUGUCAAAGAGGCAGCGUCAGGCGUACUUGGCGUAUCAGGCGGAGCUGCGAGCGCAGAUGGAGCAGCGUCAGCGUCUCAGGCGGGAACAGGAGGAACAGGAGCUCGGCAUGCAGCGGCAGCUGGAGCGCCUGCAGCAGGAAAAACUGCAGAAGAAAGACCAAGUCCUGGCCCGGCCCAACGACGGCGUCUCGCACCCGUUCAGGAGCGCGCGGGAGCCUUCCUCGUUUCCCACGCAAAAUGGACAAGAAACCGGAUGCAAGCGAGCGACGUUGACGUUCUGAGAGCGACGCUCAAAUACGUCUUCCGUCACAUGCAGUGGUCUACCGUGGCCCAAAAUGUUUAUAUACAGUAUAUAUAAUUUGAUCAAUAGUUGUGGGGGGGGGGGGGGAAAACAACAAAGGAAUAAGACAAAUUGAAUUUUAGCAACUUUUUAAGGCAGUCUUGUUUUUCAGUGUCUCCAAAAGCCGUUUUCAAAAAGUUGAACUUUGGCGACCCCUGCUGGCACACCCAAACACACUUUUCGUAACCCCAACCAACAGCUUCCAAAAAUUUCCCGUUAUGAAACAAAAAAAAAAAAAAAGUUCCAUUUCUUAGGAAAGGGAGGAAUCUGCUCCCAGGCUCUUCAAAGAGGGCAAAUUGACUUGCGCCAAGCUAACACUGACCGCCAAACGCCAGCACAUCCCCUCCCAAAGUAAAAGCUCGGCACAUAUUCUUCCGACUCGGUGACGAAACGAGUUCUCAUCGAUCCGGUCCCGAUUGUGGACUUUGUCGGUACGAGGCGACUCCGGUAACUCCCCAUCGCUUCCCGUGGCUGAUUUUUCUUCUCUCACACAAGUCAGUGACGGUUCCUGAAAUUGGGUCAGACCGACAUCGGCAUCAUCGGUACAAGUUGUCUCGGGGUCUGUUACUUUUUCGAGGAUUUUGUCGGGGCAGGGACGGAUGGCGGUGGACUCCUCCGUAUUUGCUGAUGGUUUUCCCUUUUUGGGGGAGUGAUGAACUCCCAUUUUUUUUUUUGUGGAAAUGUUUGGGUGAAAACCUUUUGAGGAUGCAAUCCAAUUUGUGUUGUGGCGCUUAUUCUACAUUUUUUGGUUAAAAAAAAAAAAAAAUGGUUGAUGAGACCAGCCCCCACUUUUUUUUUUUUAUGGAAUUUGGCCAAAUUCCUUGUCCGUUGUCACGUACCUGGCUAUUAAAUCCGAUUCUGAUUCCCCA
This is a messenger RNA of Syngnathoides biaculeatus (alligator pipefish), 3577 nucleotides long. RefSeq names its product cilia and flagella associated protein 53 (gene cfap53). The coding region runs from base 1150 to 2649 and encodes 499 amino acids. The transcript has 8 exons. Lineage: Eukaryota; Metazoa; Chordata; Actinopteri; Syngnathiformes; Syngnathidae. The record is from RefSeq and is a predicted model, not a curated record.